GGAAAAACUGCAAGGUUGAAUGACUGAUGUCACCGCAGGUACAGUAUAAGAGCUGUGGCCAUGCCUUGUCCUCCUGUUCAUAGAUUAGGCCAGUGACCCUCCACAGGAUCAUAUAACCUUCUCAGGAGCUGUACUAGCGUCAGGAGAAGACAUUAGCGAUGGAGUACCAGGCAAAUGUGAUCAGCUCCCAGCCUCAGAUCACAGUCAAAGAGUACACCGUGUCCUCUGGGUUAAUGGAAUGGAGCACAAAUGUGUGCGACUGCUGUGAAGACUGUGGAAUCUGUCUUUGCGCUGCGUUCGUCCCCUGCAUCCUGGCCUGUAAGGUAGCACAGGACAAUGGGGACAGCUGCUGCGUGGCCUGCCUUCCCGGUGCCAUGAUUGCUCUAAGGACGAGCAUCCGCAGCAGAUACCGCAUCAGCGGCUCGGUGUGUGACGACUGGGUUGUUAUGGCUUGCCUGCCUUGGUGUGGACUGUGUCAGAUGGCCCGGGAGCAAAAGAUCAGAGGAUAAACAGACUCCAUAUUUCAACCUCUGAACCAGGAGCAGAUCUGGACACAAACUGUAUCUUAAAUAUCAUAUAUUUAUAUAUAGCAUAUAUAUAUCAUUUUUCAAGAAGAGAAUUAGAAAUACAAGAAAGAAAUAAUUAAAUCGUUCAGUUGACUUGAAUAAUGAACAGCAACAGCAGCUACAGUACUCAGGUUGUGCAGUAACUUUUUCUUUUUCCUAACAUUCAACAAGUUUUUAUAGUGGUAAAUUUAAACACAUUAUUUAUUGUAACUUGGUGCUCAUGUAUUCAUUUAUUCCUGUCAAUUAAAACUCAUAUUUGAUGUUUGUUUCAACUAACAGAAAUUUAUGCAAAAACUGCAUUUCAAUAAAUCAAAAUAG
Molecule: messenger RNA, 884 nt
Organism: Betta splendens (Siamese fighting fish)
Lineage: Eukaryota; Metazoa; Chordata; Actinopteri; Anabantiformes; Osphronemidae
Gene: cnfn
Product: cornifelin
Exons: 4
Coding region: 159-509 (116 amino acids)
Cellular component (GO): cornified envelope
Source: RefSeq, a predicted model, not a curated record